CUUGACUGGGAUGUCCGACGUGGUGGGAGCGCCUUCUGCCACCGACGAUGUUUCGUCGGAACGAAUUGAGCUCGACAUGGAGUGCACAGAGGUGGCGCCAGUCGUGUCCCCACCAUCGAUUGCCUCGAUCUUUCCGACCAGUGCCGUGAUUCCGGAAGACACUGAAAAUCAUCUCGACCGCCGCACCGAAUUUAGGCGGGCGACCAUGCUACCGCCGCCCGCGAUCCCCCGAGUGUACAGCGAGCUGCGAUUCAAGGGGAUCCAAGAUCCGUACAACGACCAGCAGCAGAACCCCAUGGUGAGCACGCUCAACGCGGCGAGCCUGGACACGAUGUUGAGUGGCGGUCUGCGCAAAUUCUUUGAAAAGUACAAGAAACUCUCGACUUCGAUGAACUUGCAGCUCCAGACGCCGGAGAUUCGAUUCAAGGACUUGUCGUUCACGGCGCGCGUCGAGGUGAAGCGGUCCAACCAAGUGGACGCCACAGUCGGAGCCUACCUCAAGCGACUCCUCCUCCCGUGUGUCAAACGUCCCACCGCCGACAACUACGUGCUGCACCCCAUGACAGGCAUCAUUCCCCCCGGUAGCAUGACCUUGCUCCUGGCCAACCCCGGUGCCGGCAAGUCGACGUUCCUCAAAGCGCUCGCGGGCAAACUCCGCACGAAAUCCAACGUGACGACGCUGGACGGAGAAAUCUCGUACAGCGGUCUCUCGCCCAACAACAUUGACUUGUCCAAGUUGGUGAGUCUCGUGGACCAGCGCGACAACCACUGCGCGACGCUGACCGUGCGGGAGACUUUCAAGUUCGCCGACAUGUGCUUGAAUGGCCCUCCCAAGAAGAAGGAACGACCUGGAAAGCUCGUUGACGUGGCGAACUUGCGGUCCGAGUUGGUGCUGCAUGUCCUUGGAUUGAGCAAUUGCGCGGACACGGUCGUGGGCGACGCGCUGCUUCGAGGGGUCAGCGGCGGCGAGCGCAAGCGAGUGACUGUUGGGGAAAUGCUCGUGGGGGGGCAGAGCAUCUUUUUGUGCGACGAAAUUAGCACGGGACUGGACUCGGCCGCCACGUUCGACAUUGUAAAUUCCCUUCGAUCAUGGACCAAGACGCUGGGUGGCAGCUGCAUCGUGGCUCUCCUGCAGCCGCCGCCCGAGGUCGUCGAGCUCUUUGACGACAUCAUGAUGCUAAGCGCCGGCCACCUCGUGUACCACGGACCUCGCAAGUUCACGCUGCCGUACUUUCAAAGCCUGGGCUUUACAUGCCCCCCUCGCACGGACCCGUCCGACUUUUUGAUCGAAGUUGUAUCUGGCCGAGGGGCCAAGUUUUAUCCCGACGAUGCCCCAUCUCCAUGUCUGGUUAAGCCCGAGGAAUUUGGGCAUGCGUUCAAAUGCAGCGACAUCCACGCCACCGUCCAGGACCAGCUGUGCCAAGGCAGCACGAUCCACGACGUCGCCACGAUCAAGCGCAUCUCGUACAUCGCGCGGAAGACCCAAGUGUUUGGGAUGGGGUUUGUCGAAAGCACGCUGCUGCUGCUUCAGCGACAAAAGAUGCUGUUUGUACGAGACAAGCCGCUCUUGUACGGCAAGAUGACGGAGGCGCUCGUGGUCGGUCUCUUGCUCGGCGUCAUCUAUCUCAACUGCAAAAAGUCGCUCUACCUCCGCAUGUGCUUUUUCUCGAUUGCGAUCUUUCAGCGCCAGGCGUGGCAGCGCAUCACCAUUUCGUUUUCGCUCCGGAAUGUGUUUUACAAGCAGCGGUCGCGCAACUUUUUCCGCACCAUCUCGUACGUGAUUGCCGACUCGAUCGUCCAAAUCCCCAUGAAUCUGGCCGUGAGCACCGUCAUGGGCACGAUUUUCUACUUCAUGAGCGGGCUCACGCCCGAGACAAGCACGUUCUUUGUGUUCCUCGCGAUCCUGGUCGUGUUCCAGCACACGAUCGGCGCCUACUUUACCCUCCUGAGCUCGUUGAGCCCAAGCAUCACGGUGGCACAGGCGGCGGCCGGCAUCUCGGUGUCGUUUUUCCUGCUCUUCUCCGGCAACAUUAUCUUGUCCGACUUGAUCCCGUCCUACUGGCGAUGGAUGUACUGGGCCAACCCCAUCGCGUGGGCGCUGCGCAGCGUCAUGCUCAACGAGUUCACGUCGUCGUCGUAUACGGACCUCGACCGGUCCCGGAUCCUGAACCAAUUCCAAGUGCGCCAGGGCCCCGAGUUUGUCUGGAUUGGAAUUCUCGUCCUCCUCGGGUACUUCUUUGUCUUUACAGGCCUGAACACGGUCGCGCUGCACUACAUUCGGUUUGAAGUGCACAUGGGCGUGAAAAAUGUUCCGAUCGACGGCACCGAGACCGUCGCCGUCGCGGCGUCGCUGGCACCGCACGUCGAAGUGCAGGUCGGUCCGCCCACCAACAACACCACGGACGUCGUGUCGAACGAGCUCCAGUUCAUCCCGGCCUUCCUGACCGUCCAGAACUUGGACUACUUCGUAACACUGUCGACAGGCGAAGAGCGCCAGCUCCUUCAUCAAGUGACGGCGUUCUUCGAACCCGGCACCAUGACGGCGUUGAUGGGGUCCAGUGGCGCGGGCAAGACAACGUUCAUGGAUGUGAUAGCGGGCCGGAAAACGGGCGGGCGGAUCGUCGGAGACAUUCACAUUAACGGAGAGCUCAAGGACCCGACGAUCUUUAGUCGUAUCGCGGCGUACUGCGAGCAAAUGGACAUCCACUCGGAGCGGGCCACGAUCCGGGAAGCCCUCCUCUUCUCGACCUUCCUCCGCCUGCCCGAGUCGAUCUCGGACCAAGCCAAGCUCGGCCUUGUCGACGAAACUCUGCACCUCUUGGAGCUCCACACGAUCGCGCACGAGCUCAUUUUGCACUUGAGCGUGGAACAAAAGAAGCGCGUGACGAUCGGCGUCGAAGUCGUUGCAAACCCGAGCAUCUUGUUUUUGGACGAGCCAACGUCCGGGCUGGACGCGCGGUCGGCCCAGGUCGUGAUGCGCGGGGUGCAGUCGAUUGCGCGCACCGGUCGCACGGUCGUGUGCACGAUCCACCAGCCGAGCAUUCAAAUCUUCGAGCUCUUUGACUCGUUGCUGCUCCUGCAAAAGGGCGGCCGAGUCGCCUACUUUGGCGAGUUGGGCCACGAUAGCCAGCACAUGCUCGAGUACUUUCAGCACAUUCCCGGCACAGAAAAGAUCAAGCCACUGUACAACCCUGCCACGUACAUGCUCGAGGUGAUCGGGGCCGGCAUCGGGCGCAAGGACAUCAAGAACUACGCCGACGAGUACGCGAACAGCGCGCUGCGUGUGAAAAACAACAAGGAAGCGACGAGGCUGUCGGAGCCGUCGGACGCCAUGGUGCGGUUCUCAACGCUCGAAUUCGACCCCAUAGCCACGAGCAUGACCAACCAGCUCCGGUGGCUCGUGCUCAAGUCGUCGCGGACGUACUGGCGCAGUCCCGCCUACAACUUUGUUCGGAUCGUUUUGUUUCCCAUCUUUGCGCUCAUCUUUGGCAGCACGUUCUUCCAGCUCGAGAUCACGUCCGUGUCCAAAGUGAACUCGCACGUGGCGCUGAUCUACAACAGCAUGGACUUUAUCGGGGUGAUCAAUAUGAUGACUGUCCUCGACAUCACGUGCUCGGAGCGCGCCGUGUACUACCGCGAGCGCAUGUCCAACUACUACAGCGUGUUCCCGUUCAGCGUGUCGCUGUUUGUGGCCGAGUUUCCGUACCUAGUCCUCAUCAGCGGGUUCUUCAUCACGGUCGAGUACUGGAUGGUCGGGUGGUACGACGACGCGGGCCGAUUCUUCUUCUUUUGGUUCACGUUUUUCCUGUACAUUUCGCUGUGCACGUUCCUCGGCCAGUGGAUGUCUGUGCUUCUGCCCAACUCGAAAGUCGCCAACGUUGCGGUCGGCGCCAUCUCGUGCCUCCUCAAUCUCUUUAGUGGGUUCCUUCUGCCCUUCAUCGACAUGAAAUGGGGGUACCGAUGGGUUACGUGGAUCAUGCCGUCCAGCUACGCGCUGAACGUGCUCAUCGGGUGCGAACUCGCCGACUGCCCUGCGUCCGGAAAGGGCGAAGGGUGUCAAGCCAUCACCCUCCCAACUGGCAACACGACGACCAUUCACGACUACAUCUUGACCAACUUUGGGUUUGAUGCGAGCCAGCAGUACACGAGCCUGGGCGUCCUCGUCUUGGAAUGGUGCUGCAUUCAAGUCGCGAUCUUCCUUACGCUCAAGUUUGUGUGUCACUUGAAGCGGUAGCGUGCAUGUUUCUAUCCAUAACCUCAAUGAAUGCUCAAAGUCCGUC
Molecule: messenger RNA, 4280 nt
Organism: Aphanomyces invadans
Lineage: Eukaryota; Oomycota; Saprolegniomycetes; Saprolegniales; Verrucalvaceae
Exons: 4
Coding region: 11-4234 (1407 amino acids)
Cellular component (GO): membrane
Molecular function (GO): ATP hydrolysis activity; ABC-type transporter activity; ATP binding
Source: RefSeq, a predicted model, not a curated record